CCAAUAUGGCUGAAUUUGGUGAACCACGACUGGAAAACGUUGUCGAGUACAAAAUCUUCAGUAGUCACUUGGCUGGUGUAGAAACUGUGGAAGAUACAUUGUAUGAUGUUUUAUCAUAUGCUCAGUCACUUAUCGGCGAUUACAUUUGGCAAAAUGAUUGUUUUAAUUUGAGUCAAGAGUUGGAAAAACCGAAAGAAAAUGUGGAGCAUUCGGAACAGAACAAGUUUCUCAAAGGGUCCACAAAUUUCGGUGAUAAUAUUGAAGAUGAGUGGUUCAUAGUUUAUCUGUUGUUUAGCAUAACUAAACAAUUUCCUCAGCUUGUUGUCACUGUGAACGAUAAUGAUGGCGAGUUUCUGCUUAUAGAAGCAGCCGAUUAUCUCCCAAAGUGGCUCGAGCCUGAUACGAGCGAAAAUAGAGUUUUCAUCUAUCAAGGAAACCUACACAUCAUACCACUUCCGAGCAAACCUUCAGAAAUUACCAUAUUUCCUACAGGAAAGCCUACUGUUUAUCAAGCAUUGAAAGUUCUCAAAACAAAUGCCGAGAAGACUACAGCCCUACCGUGGAUUCAAGAUCCCGUUAUGAAAAAAAUUCAAGAGUAUCCCAAUAAAGCCAAAGAAAGCUUUCAUAAUGUUUUGUGUUAUAUUCCAUCUGAGGUGAAAUACUUGUUGGAAACAAAGAAUUCUCUAAUUUCUCCGGCAGUUUUAGCUUUUAUUAACAGGGAUCCAGUUGAUAUGAAAACGUGCCAAAAACUGACGCAUUUUAGUUUAGAGUCACUUGUGCCUUAUCGUGUUCGUUUCACUAAGUGUUUGUAUGGCCAGCUGGUUAAACAGAACUUCAUUCCUGACAAGUAUGCAGUAAAACUUCUGCCUGAGGUUUCAAGUCCUGCAUAUAAGGGGCACUUGUUUGGACUACAGCUAACGUAUGGUUUUGAGAUACUGUAUAGCCAGCAAAGUCGUUAUGCUAGUGGCGUAACGACACCCAAUACCGCAAGUUGUCAACAAUGGGAGAAGUACUUGGACUCUUUAACAAAGCAUGGGUACUUUCAAAAUGAAGUUGUAGGAUCUCGAUUGUACAGCCAACUUCUGCAAAAUGCAAAGGAAUAUUUCACCAGGAUCUGUUUGAAUUCGGAACAAACUAGUCAAAACAAUUCAAAUGAAAUCGAACAGUUACUUGAAGAUAUGCCAGUGCCUAACAAAGCAUCAGAUCAAUCUAAACCAGAGGAAUUUCCUCCGGAUGAUGAAGAAAGCUGGUUAGAGCUUUCUCCUGAAGAAUUAGACCUAAUUUUGUCUCAAUAUGGUCUCUCAACUGGUGAGGAUGUAGAUUUGAGGGAAGUUGUAAACGGAAUGAACUCAUUUGUGGAGACAAUAUCCAGUUAUGAAGGUGCUGAAUUUCCUUCAGAUCUAGGCGAAGAACCAGAUAUACAAUUUGAUCCUGAAGGAUUCAUGACGUCUUUGGACAAAUUUUUAACAAAGCCAAUCAACAGAGUUGAGAAUGAAACAGUCUCUGAUGACGACUCGUACAGCAGUAAUGCCAGCGACGAUGAAGAGAUCCACGAUUACACCAGUGCAAUGGAUAAAGAACUUUCGUUAUCAAACGUUGGGAAAAGUUUUGUAGAAGUGCAAGAGAAGAGUGAAGAAACAUCGAGCAACAAAGAUCAAAGCCCUGGUCAAACAAGUGAAGAUGACGCAAUGAAACCUGUAGAUAUUGAUUUGAAUUUAGUACAAAAUUUUCUGGAAUCUUAUUCAUUACAAGAAGGAUUGCCUGGUCCUGUUUCUAAUAUUCUCAGCCCACUGGGAAUAAUAUUGCCUGAAAAUCUUCCACAAACUGAUACUUAAACAAUUAAAAUAUACAUAUUAAAUUAUAAUAAUUAGUUGUACAAUACAAUACAGUACAUGUACACAUAUUCUUUAAUUCAUAGUGUGGUUGAAAUUUUGCGUUUACAGGUUUAUGAACAUUAACUCAACAAACAUUUAAAAAAAGCAUUAAUAAUCGAAAACUUUAUAUAAGGUAGCUAUAUAAUUGAGUUGGAAAAAAUGUAAAGCACUCAACAUCAACUGCCUGAAUCAAACUGAAAGAAUCACCAAUUUGGGCAUAUCAUUUCUUUAUUGUCUUCUUGUUAUAGGAUUAACCUCUGCUUGUUUUCUACCUUCCUCCCUUCAGAAUUUUCUUUUUAUAGUCUAUACUGUCCUGGUG
Molecule: messenger RNA, 2193 nt
Organism: Paramuricea clavata
Lineage: Eukaryota; Metazoa; Cnidaria; Anthozoa; Malacalcyonacea; Plexauridae
Source: the annotation of a GenBank genome assembly